This is a messenger RNA of Callorhinus ursinus (northern fur seal), 1534 nucleotides long. RefSeq names its product mitochondrial rRNA methyltransferase 2 (gene MRM2). The record is from RefSeq and is a predicted model, not a curated record. Lineage: Eukaryota; Metazoa; Chordata; Mammalia; Carnivora; Otariidae. Gene Ontology annotation, molecular function: rRNA (uridine-2'-O-ribose)-methyltransferase activity. Gene Ontology annotation, cellular component: mitochondrion. Gene Ontology annotation, biological process: RNA methylation.
CUUCCGGCGCGGGCGGCCGGAGCGGAUCUGCGCCCAUGGCUCGCAGGUCCUUGAAGCUGAUAGGCGCGGCCCUUCAGUGUCAAAGGUUUCACACUGCUGGGAGUCACUCCAAGGGUCGGACCGGUGCUGAGCACCUGUGGCUGACACGCCAUUUGAAGGACCCAUUUGUGAAGGCCGCGAAGGUGGAGAGUUACCGGUGCCGAAGUGCCUUCAAGCUCCUGGAGGUGGACGAGAGGCACCGGAUCCUGCGGCCCGGCCUCCGGGUGCUAGACUGUGGGGCGGCCCCCGGGGCAUGGAGCCAGGUUGCUGUGCAGAGGGUCAAUGCUGCGGGCACAGAUCCCGGUGCUCCUGUUGGCUUUGUGCUUGGGGUAGAUCUUCUUCACAUAUUCCCCCUGGAGGGAGCAACUUUUCUGUGCCCGGCUGAUAUGACUGACCCGAGAAUCCUCCAGAGAAUCCGAGAACUGCUUCCUGGAGGGAGAGCAGAUGUGAUUCUGAGUGACAUGGCACCCAACGCCACAGGGAUCCGGAGCCUGGAUCAUGACAGGCUCAUUGGCUUGUGCUCAUCCCUUCUGGACCUGGCUCCAGAUGUCCUGCACCCUGGUGGAACAUUCCUCUGCAAAAUGUGGGCUGGAAGUCAAAGCCUGGCGUUACAGAAGCGACUGACAGAGCAGUUCCAGAACACCAGGAUGGUGAAACCCAGAGCCAGCAGGAAGGAGUCGUCAGAGGUGUACCUCUUGGCCACACAGUACCAAAGAGGAAAGGAGUUUGCGGAGGACUGAGGGUUUCUCCUGCAGUUUCCGAGCCUUGUUCACUGCAAGUGUCAUCUGGGCUCUUGCUGGGAGUGUGGCUGGGGGGCGGGGGGUGGGGGUGGUCCCAGGGUUUGAUCCGGGAUGCAGCAGGCAGGACAAGUGGGGGGCCUUUGUUUUAAGCCAAAAAGAUACAACAAAACGAUAUUCGCUGGCCGGGAUGUAUGAUCAGAAACAGUCUCUAAAAUGGGAUUCGUGAGGCGGAGAGAAAGGAUGAAAAGACAGUGGGAAGGAGCCGGCGGCGCACGUGGACCUUGGUGUAACCUCGAUGUAACUGUCAUGUCACAGAGUGUUCCCGUGUAACAGAGAAAGUCUCCACCCUUGCCGCCCUGACCGACCGACCGCAACACCCAGGCUUCUCCUUGUCAUUUUGCUUAUACGGUGUAGCAUGUGAAAACCUGAACUUUCAACCUGGGGAUUAAUCUCCAUCUCUCUGGUGGAUGAUGUGUUAAUCCCUUCUUGAAGUAGCGGGAGUUCCCCGCAAUUAGGGAAGACAUUUGGUAUGAAUUAUGCAGGGGGCUGGCAUGCUUUGUUUUAUUGCUGAAACCCCGGGGGCCCCCAAGGCUGGCAGUGGCCAGAGGGAGCAUCCACGUGUUGUGUGCAUCUACUUCUUCUGCUCUCUUCCAGGAACUCGGUGCAGCUUUACAGAACGACAUAGAUUGUACGAUUUUUAAGGGAUUUCCAUGCUUUUCAGUUUGUUUUUAUAAAAAUUGGUUUCUUCAAAGCCA